Messenger RNA from Symbiodinium necroappetens, 456 nucleotides. NCBI's taxonomy places the organism in Eukaryota, Dinophyceae, Suessiales, Symbiodiniaceae. The record is from the annotation of a GenBank genome assembly.
AUGGUCCUGGGCUUCAACACCAAUGUCUCACCCACUGCGGGGAGAAUUGCCAAGGAGCGAGGCGUGAGGAUUGAGAACUUCAAAGUGAUCUAUGAGCUCUUCGAUACAGUGGUCGCCGCUCUGGAGGGCGAUCUGGAACAGGAGGAGAAACUGGUCGAAAAAGGCUCCGGCAUGGUCAAGGCGAUUUUCAACGGCCGUGACGGCAAGGUGGCCGGAUCCGAGAUCAUCGAGGGGAUGUUCACAGUUGGAAACCGGAUCCAUGCAUUCCGCAACAACAAGAAGGUCGGCGAGGGCGUGCUGAAGUCGAUUCGCCGAUUUAAGGAGGAGGUGAAGGAGAUUGAUGAAGGAAAUGAGUGCGGCCUGUCCAUCGAGGGUUUCGAAGACUGGGAGGAGGGCGAUGAGAUUCGGUGCUUCGACGUCAAGAUGAUCUCACCGAAGAUCGUCAACAAGAAGUGA